Messenger RNA from Fibroporia radiculosa, 1104 nucleotides. RefSeq lists its product as uncharacterized. The transcript has 4 exons. Bases 1 to 1104 code for a protein of 367 amino acids. The record is from RefSeq and is a predicted model, not a curated record. Lineage: Eukaryota; Fungi; Basidiomycota; Agaricomycetes; Polyporales; Fibroporiaceae.
AUGUUGGCGGUUAUGUCCGAUGCGAGUGGAUUUGGAUCCGGGGGUGUAUCCGAUGUCAUACACGUAGGACCGCCGGCUGGAAGUUCACAGUGUAAUGCAGCUACAGGCCAUCCUGACUUCACUUUUCAAACGAAUUCGGCCCUGGCCCAGUGCAGAGCGUAUACAUUUUCUGCAUAUACUGGCGCAGUUCAGCCGAUCAACAUUACAGGUCUUAUUCCUGGUGGCACUUCAUUCGUGCUUGAUCCUCCAGAUGGUUCGACUAGCUACAGCUGGAUGACAGACUUGUCCGCUGGAACUUCUGUGGUUUUCUUCAUGGAAGAUUCGCAAGGGCGUCAGGGUGGAAGCACACAACUUUAUACCGUUGGCUUGAGCGAUGAGUCAACUUGCCUUACUGGCUCUUACCCAUCGUCACUGGCUGUCCAACCUUCAGCAACAACCUCCAGCGGGGCUUCAACAUCGAUUCUGAGCGCAUCCACAUCAUCCACCACUUCAUCGGAAUCCGCCACAGCAAAGUCAUCGGUGAUGCCGAUCGGAGCUAUAGCCGGCGCCGUAGUUGGUGGGGUGCUUGGACUCGUCGUUGCUGCGCUGCUAGCUAUCUUACUAGUGCGCAGGAACCGUAACAACACAAUACAUUACGGUGAUGAGGCCGUACCCUAUCGUGGGGGACGAGACAAACACGAGACCAUCGACCCUGCUGACGAAACAGGGGACGAGAUGUAUCCCAUUGUCAGUCCGUACCCUCUCUUCAACCCCACAAUUCCUGGCCCGGAUUUGUCGUCCGUCUCGGGUUACAUGUACUCCAGCUCCCAUUCCGCUUCCGGACCUUCCCACUCUCGGCAGAGCUCGUUCGCGGGAGCGAUGCCGGAGGCUCAAAGCAGCGAGGCUUCGUCGCAAGGACCGACGAUGCUCAUGGGGCCUCGGCGCAAAGCUGCAAUGGCAGGCGUAUCUGCAUACCCAUCAACCACACGAUUUAUCGUGCAUACAGACGCUGAAGAAGUGGUCGAAUUGCCUCCAAAGUAUAGUAGUUUGAGAGCUGGCCCUUCCCUACCAGUCGCAAUGGACCCAAUGGAGCAGCCCCACGCGUCGUCAUUCAUCCCCCCCUAG